AUGGUAAAUACUUACCAAGAGUUAAACAAGGCUGGUGUGAAUGACCAAGCUGCAAAACACAAGAAGAGAGAGUUGGAUCUCAGGAUGGAUUGUCUUAUCAAUGCUGACCAAUGUACAGGACUGAUGUGCAGAAGGAAAGUAUUUGAUGUCUGCUUUGAUAAUGAAGUGGCUGACUUUGACCACCUUGACUGCAACCCAGAGUGCAUUUUGGGCUGUUCCUGCUGCCUGAUAUUACAGCCUAUGGUUUGCUGUGAUAUUCACCAUCCUGACCAUUUUUCCAUUUAUGCUGAUGAACCUUCUGUUAUGUCACACCAUUCAUGCCUUUCCAAGUACACAAAAAAAGUGCCUGACCUUGUAUUGCAAGAUGCCCUUGAUGAUUGGCAUGAGCAGAAAACUAUUUCAACAUAUAGCUGGUCCCACCUCAAUGAUCUUGGUCCUUCCCUUGUUCUCCCCAAUUGCAUGCUAGACCGCAUUGUCAACUGUGCUCAUCACCACAAAAUCAACAGCAUAUUUGACCUGAAGAAGGAGACAGGGUGGAUGGACAGUGAUAGGUUUGGCAAUGAGAUCAUUACGCUUAUUCAAAGGCAUGCACCACCCAUUGCCAGCCCUUUUGUCACAACACCUCUAAGUUAUCCAUCCACUGGCAAUGUUCCAGUACUUGCUACUCCUUGUCCCACUGCAAGAACCAACACUCCCAACUUGAAGCAUAGAAAUAAGUGUGGUGCCUGCAAUAAUGAAGGUCACAAUGGUAAGUUUCAAGUUCUCAAGUUCCCCUGA
This is a messenger RNA of Suillus subaureus, 777 nucleotides long. RefSeq lists its product as uncharacterized. Lineage: Eukaryota; Fungi; Basidiomycota; Agaricomycetes; Boletales; Suillaceae. The transcript has 2 exons. The coding region runs from base 1 to 777 and encodes 258 amino acids. The record is from RefSeq and is a predicted model, not a curated record.